This is a messenger RNA of Corylus avellana, 2344 nucleotides long. RefSeq names its product CDPK adapter, putative (DUF1423). Lineage: Eukaryota; Viridiplantae; Streptophyta; Magnoliopsida; Fagales; Betulaceae. The record is from RefSeq and is a predicted model, not a curated record.
UUUUUCGAUAUAUUUCUUUGGUUUCUCGUUUCCGACGCCGAUACAGGGUCUUGCUUCCUGUCCGGCUGUCCGACAUAUUUUACUCCACUUCUCUUUAUGAGAAUCAGACUAUUCACUUUCUUUAACCCUAACCAUUUGUUCAUCUCUUGUGGAUUUCCGAUUCCUGUCUCCGAAAUUUUGUUUACAUGAAACAUCAAACUAAUUUCCUGCCGCUCUUCUGUUCAACUUCACGCUUCCGCAGGUGACGAGGCGAUUUAUGGUAAUCGGAAACCCUAAGUUUCUCUUCAAGCGGUGAAUCCGAGGAACACUGUUGGUGUCAGGUGAUGCUUCAAAUCUGCUCAGAAGCUGCAGCCAGUUGUCAACUGAAAAAAAUAUAUCAUGGAGAUUGAUAUUUCUGAUGAAAGCAAUAGAAGCACACCAAGUACAGAGGAAAAUGGUUCUCUUCUUAGGCUGGUUCUACCUGAUGAGACUGGUGAGGGUUUGCCAUAUGCUCCUGAAAAUUGGCCUAAUCCAGGUGAUAUCUGGACUUGGAGGGUGGGAAAGAGAGUUGCCAGUACUGGACACUAUUUGGAUAGGUACCUGUAUCUUCCAAGGAGCCUUUGUGGUCCCGAGUACUCCACGAGUAGGAAGAAGGGUUUUGCCAGCAAACUUUCUGUUGAACGAUAUAUCCAAACAGCGUUCCCUGGUGCUGACAUUAAUGCAUUUUUCGCCUCAUUUAGCUGGAGGAUCCCGGCAGAGAAAUCAGCAUUAUCAAAUGGUAGGAGGCGUAAUUCAUUUACUUUACCCCUUGAAGAGACAGCGGAAUACGAUGUGUCUGAUUCCCAGACUGACAUAGGGGGUUGUAAGGCCGGAAAUAAGAUGUGCAGCAGCAUUUUGGAACAAGUAGACACCCCACCUUUAGCAGACAUGCCCUGUGAUCUUUGCUGCAGUGAACCUCGGUUCUGCCAUUUUUGUUGUUGCAUCUUAUGUAGCAAGACUAUAAAUUCAGACUACGGAGGCUACAGUUACAUCAAGUGUGAAGCAGUGGUGGAUGAGGGUUAUAUAUGUGGGCAUAUUGCUCACAUAGACUGUGCUCUUCGGUGUUACAUGGCCGGGACAGUAGGAGGAAGCAUUGGGUUGGACGCUGAGUACUAUUGCCGUCGUUGUGAUGCAAGAACAGAUCUGGUUUCACAUGCUACAAGGCUUUUACAAACAUGUGAAUCUAUUGAUUCUUGGGAUGAUAUAGAGAAGAUUUUAAGUGUUGGUGUCUGCAUUUUGCGGGGUUCACAGAAAACAACUGCAAAGUGGUUACUGAAUCGUUUCGAAUUGGCUAUUGCAAAGCUUAAAAGUGGGACUUCUCUUGAAGAUAUCUGGAAAGUGGAAGACAGUGUCUCAGCUAUAUCCUCAGGUGCCCUUGAUCAUGAAAAUGCUGCCCUAGGGGUUACAAAUGGCCAAGACCCUUUGGAUAUCAGAACAAGCUCAGAGCACACUUUGUCCAUAGCUUUUGACCCUAGGUUGGAGUCUCUAAAGCUUGAGAAUGAGAUUGACCAUGUUCUGCUAGCACUGCAAAAAUCACAGGAGUCUGAAUACAAAAUGGCAGUGGAAACGCUUUAUGCACAGAAGAAUUAUCUUCUUAAUUUGUAUCAGCAACUCGAGAAAGAGAGGUCCGAACUAAAGACUGAACUCGCACAUCGGGCAUCAUCAGCAGACUCAUAUACCUUUUUGGAUGUUGUCUUGAGUAGAGUAAAUCAGAUAAAACAGGAACUCAUGAAACUCGAGGAUAUGGAAAAAGUAGCCAACGGUUUUGGAAAGACGUCUAAAGGAAUCCUGAAAGAACACUUCGGUUUGGAAAUUGAAAACUAAAUCCUUAUAACCCAUACAGUUUAAAUUUGACAUCUGUUCAUCAAAGUUUGGUCUUGAGCUUUAUUCAUCCUUUGAACUGAUCACCUGCAUAUUUGGAGAGCAUACAUUCUGUGAUAAUUGUGGAGCAUCUAUGUCUGAAUCUGGUUGUGCGGCAAUGAAAAUUGGUGCCCAGCGCAUCAAAGGGAUGGAAUUUUUGUCGUAAAGGAUCAGCAACCCUAAUGUUGCAUUAGAAUGUCGCGGAUAAGUGGAAUUACUGUGGAAAAAUUGCCAAAGGGAUUAUGGAAAGAUUUACUGGGGCUUGUGAAAGGAUCACUUAGAUUACAAAAAAAAAUUCAAUCGAUAUCAAUCCUUAUGGUCAUGUUGGGAUUUCUUUAAAAAACAUUUCUUCAUGCGUUGAGCUGAUCACUGUUUUUCUAAAGGUAAACAGCCUGUGGUGUAGGUUGAACUGGUUGUAGACAUGAGAUGGAUUGCGAUUUUGCUUCCUGGUUUUAUGAGCAAUUCA